CAAUUCCUGCAAGAGUUUUCGCAGCAAACCAUUUCCAGGACUCAUGAAAUCAAAAAGCAGGUGGAUGGGCUGAUCAAUGAAGCAAAAGCCACCGACUGCCGCCUGCACAAUGUCUUCAACGACUUUCUCAUGCUGUCCAACACGCAGUUCAUAGAGAACAGAGUAUAUGAUGAAGAAGUGGAAGAGCCUAUUCCCAAAGCUGACGCUGGAGACAAAACAGAGCAGGAAAAGACACGGGAACAGAAAGAAGCUGAUCUGAUCCCCAAAAUUCAGGAAGCAGUGAACUAUGGAUUGCAAGUUUUGGACAGUGCAUUUGAGCAGCUAGACAUCAAAGCAGGCAACUCUGACUCUGAAGAGGAAGAAAGUAAUGAAAGGAUGGAACUUAUACUUGAGCCAAAGGAUCUCUAUAUUGACAGGCCUUUACCAUACUUGAUUGGCUCUCAGCAGUUUAUGGAACAAGAUGAUGUUGGCCUUGGAGAUCUCUCUAGUGAAGAAGGAUCAGUGGGUAGUGAUCGUGAAAGUGUAAUUGACAGUGAAGAGAAGGAGGAGGAGGAGUCAGAUGAUGAAUAUGGAAACCCUAGUGAGGAUGACCAAAAGACGAGAACAGCACAGAUGAGUGAUGAAGAUGAUUAUGGUGACCUCUUUGACUCUGAAAAAGAGGAAGAUGAGGAUGGAGACUUAGAUGAAAGCACAAGACGUAAAAUGAAGAGACCAACAUCCUUUGCAGAUGAGCUGGCAGCGCGAAUCAAAAGAGAAGUACUGGUCAAACAGGACAAAGAUUGUUCAUCUGUGUCACCAGAGACUGAAACAAGGAAAAUCCCAAAAGACAAGAAAGAAGUGAAAGUUCCAUCAGAUGAUGAAGAUGAUGACAUCUUCAAACCUCCUAAGUUGACUGAUGAAGACUUCACACCUUUUGGGUCUAGGGGUGGCCUCUUCAGUGGUGGAACAGGUCUUUUUAAUGAUGAAGAGAGUGAUCUUUUUGCUGAAGCCCCAAAAGUAGAAGAAUCCAAAAGAAAGGAGGGAGUUCCAGUAAGUGAAGCAUCCUCUACAAAGUCCUUAAAGAAAGUUCCUGCAGGUGCAGUAUCUCUGUUCCCAGGAGGAAGCGAUGUAUUUAGUUCUACUGUAAUUGUGGAAAAAAAUAAGAAAUCUGCAACAGAAAGCACAGAGAAAACUAAACAGCCUGGGAAAGUUGUUCUGUUUGAUGAUGAUGAUGAUGAUGAGUUCUUUGUGAGAGCAACUAAAAACCCUCCAGAUUCAGUCAAGUCCCCAAUUGACCUAUUUGAUGAUGAUGAUGAUGAAGGUGAUUUGUUCAAGGAAAAAUUGUCCAUUCCUCCUGUGGUUGCUGGCACAACUAAAGACAUGGAAAGCUGGAGGGAGCCAGUAGUGGGAAAAAAGAGUCAACCAUCUUCAGGUGAGGACUUCAAGCCUUUACCUGAAAUGCCUCCGAGAAAAGAGAGGGGCCUCUUCUCUGAUGAAGAGGAUUCUGAAGACUUGUUUCCAUCAAGUAAAACUGUAGAGUCCAAAGCUACGUGUCUUCCCACCAGCAAGUCCAUGGUGAAAGCUCCAUUCUCUUUGUUUGAUGAUGAUGAAGAGGACCUCUUUGGUGUGAUACCUGCAAAGAAGCAACAGGAAAAACCCCUGGAAGAGAAAGCAAAACAGUCAGAGCCAAUCAAGAAUACCUCCAGCUUAUUGUUCAGCAGUGAUGAGGAGGAACACUGGAAUGUCUCCAAGACAGCUAAACACCCUUCUGAAGAUGACCAAAAAGAGGACCCUGCAAAAUCAGCUGGCACUGUUGGUCAGGCUAAAGCUCUGAAGAAGACAAGCCUCUUUGAGGACGAGGAUGAGGAAGAUUUAUUUAAAAUCACGAAAGAGAGCCAAAGAAAGCCACAGAAGGUAUCAUUGUUGUUUGAAGAUGAUGCUAUUAAUGAAGAAUCUCUCUUCAGCUCCCAAUCAACACCACUUCCUUCUGCUGCUAAGGCUGCAGUGGAGAAAGUAGAACCAGCACAAGCACCACCUUUCUUUAAUAAAGAAGAACAGGUGGAAAAGGAAGGUAUGCCUGAUAAAGCAGCGAAGUCUAACCAGGUUGAAGAUACACUGUGGUGUUCAGAAGAGCCUGAAGCAGUUCCUGUGUCUAGAGGAACAGAUCUUGCUGGACAGCACAUGAAGGAGAAAGUGGAGCCUUUUGCAGCAAAAUCCUCAGAGCCAGCCAGCAGUUCAGAUCUGUUUGCAACAUCACCACCAGCUCUGCAGAAGGAUGUCAAGACCCAAGCUAAGAAAGUGUUAAGCUUGUUUGAGGAGGAGGAAGAGGAUAGACUGGAAGAUGAUGAUGACAUAAAAAAUGCACAGAAAGAAAUUGUUGUGGCUUCUGAGAAGAGUACUCGGCCCAAAAGCACUGGAGUCUUUCAAGAUGAAGAGCUCCUUUUCAGUCACAAACUUCAGAAAGACAAUGAUCCAGAUGUCGACCUCUUUGCCAGCCCGAAGAAGUCGAUUUCUGCAAACCGUAUCCUGAAGCCAUCAUCUGGAGGAGGACUUUUUGGGGAUGAUGAUGAGGAUGAUCUCUUCAGUACCGCUAAAACGAACCUUUCGAAAAUAGCUGUGAAGAAAACACUUGAGGCCAGUACUGGCCCUUCCUUGGAGAGCAGAAACCUUUCAGAAAAUGCUGUAAGUGCCAAACAAGAUGAAGCUCCGAAGGCAGUAACUACAGAGAAAUCUACAGGUCCUGUUCCCAUUAAAACCAAAGAGCCCUCAUCCCGGAUUGGAAAGCUACAAGCUAACUUAGUUAUUAACCCUGCAGCCUUACUACCUGGUGCAAUGCCUAAGGUCUCCAAUGUAAAGUCAUCCUCACCAGUUCUGGACGCUCCAUUGUAUGAGCCCAAGGAUGUACAGAACAGUGAAGCCUUCUCUGCUGCAAGAAACAAUGAAGAAUUAGGUGUUAGCUUUGAUCAGCCUAUGCAAGCGGAUACCUUGCACAGUGCCAAUAAGACCAGGAUCAAGGUUACAGGAAAACGAAGGCCUCCUAGCAGAAUGGCCCGCCGUCUAGCUGUGCAAGAGUCUGAAGGGAGUGAGGAGGUGGACAGUGCUAGAGAAUCACAAAUCUCUCUACCAAAACAGACAUCCACAGUAGUGAACAUAAAGGAGCCUCUUGCUGCUGAAGCAGAGUCCAAGGAAAAUGGCUUUUUCUCUGGCUUAUCGCUACCAGCUCGUGGCAAUGUUUUGCCUGUUGGAACAAACUCACUUCUUCCUCCAGAACCCAAAGAUCAAGGCGAUGAUCUGUUUGAAUCAGAAGACCUUUUUGCAAGCAAUUCAACUUCCAGACCAGCCACACAAUUGAAGUUAAAGGAGGGAAUGCCAGACAGUGUGGCUAACAAACCCAUCAAGGGCGGGGAGAAAAAGCCUGAUCUAUCUGCUCUGGCUGAUCAGGACAGCAACAAUCUUUUCCAGGCUGUACAGCAAAAAUCUUCAACAAAAAGUAGCCCUAUACCUUUUUUGGAGGAAGAGGAAGACUCUCUCUUCACUGGCCAGAAAACUGGAAAAAAGGAGUUGAAAUCUGCUAGCCGACAAGCUGUUGACCCUACUGCCCAGGAUAUCUUUGAGGACGAUAUAUUUGCUACUGAGGCAAUUAAACCAAUGAACAAAGCAAAAGAGAAAAUGCCAGAGACUAACCUGUUUGACGAUAAUAUUGAUAUUUUUGCGGAUCUCACCAUAAAACCAAAAGACAAGAAGACCAAGAAAAAAGUGGAACAAAAAUCCAUAUUUGAUGAUGAUAUGGAUUAUAUCUUCUCUAGCAGCCAAGCCAAGAUACCCACUCCCAAAAGCAGAUCUUCUCAAGCAGCCUCGGAAGCAAAAUCUGAAAGCAAGCCACUAAGCACAUUUGAUGACCCACUGAAUGCCUUUGGAGGCCAGUAG
Molecule: messenger RNA, 3906 nt
Organism: Chaetura pelagica (chimney swift)
Lineage: Eukaryota; Metazoa; Chordata; Aves; Apodiformes; Apodidae
Gene: WASHC2C
Product: family with sequence similarity 21, member C
Exons: 29
Coding region: 130-3906 (1258 amino acids)
Biological process (GO): protein localization to endosome; retrograde transport, endosome to Golgi
Cellular component (GO): early endosome; WASH complex
Molecular function (GO): retromer complex binding; phosphatidylinositol phosphate binding
Source: RefSeq, a predicted model, not a curated record